Messenger RNA from Debaryomyces hansenii CBS767, 747 nucleotides. RefSeq names its product high-affinity Cu transporter (gene CTR1). Bases 1 to 747 code for a protein of 248 amino acids. Gene Ontology annotation, biological process: copper ion transmembrane transport; intracellular copper ion homeostasis. Gene Ontology annotation, molecular function: copper ion transmembrane transporter activity. The transcript has a single exon. Gene Ontology annotation, cellular component: plasma membrane. NCBI's taxonomy places the organism in Eukaryota, Fungi, Ascomycota, Pichiomycetes, Serinales, Debaryomycetaceae. The record is from RefSeq and is a predicted model, not a curated record.
AUGAGUUAUAUGAAACGUCACGGUAUGGCAGGAAUGGACAUGGGGUCGAUGUCAAUGGCAUCUGCAACCAUGGAUAUGGGAUCUACAACUGCAAGUAUGGACAUGGGAGCAAUGUCAUCGUCGACAAUGGAUAUGGGUGGUAUGGAUAUGGAUCAUGGUAUGCACAUGUACUUUGUAGGAGACUAUUUGGAUUACCCAGUCUUGUUCAAAGGCCUUACAGCUUCAAACGGGGGCCAGGCAUUCGGGAUAUUCCUUCUUUUAUUUGUCAUUGGUGUAUUUGUCCGAGGACUUGACUUUACAAGCAAAUAUUUGGAACAAGUAGUUUGGCAAAAUCCAAAUUAUGUUUAUGCUUGCCAUACGCCUUCACCUAACGGUGCGGUGAAUGUACCGAUUGCAACAGAUGGUAAUUGCUGUGGAGAUAACACCAGAAAUGAUACUACGGCUGAUUCCAUCAGAAAAACCAAUUCCUCGUCCCUGGCUGUAGGGCAGCAGGAACACGAGGUACCUUAUGCGACAUCGCAGCCGUCAAAGUUACCAAUGGCUUCGAAGUUAUUCAGAAAUAUAAUUAGACUUGCCUUGUGUAUACUUCCUGAGCUCUUUGGCUUCGCUUUGAUGUUGGCUGCUAUGACCUUUUCAGUGUUGUAUUUUUUUGCAGUCGUGUUGGGUUUGGGUAUUGGUAGAUUUAUCUUUGAUAGAUUAUCUGACCGUAUGAACAUAAGACCGAGCGCAUCUAUUCUACAUUGCUAG